AUGGACACGCCGGUACAUGAGAUCAACGAGUCGAGUCUUCUGCUGGGCAACGCCACAGGAAAUGCGCAGGUAUUAGGACUUUCACUCAACUGGGUGGAGACGCAUCGCGCUAGCAGUUUAUUCAUCGCCUUUGGCUGCUGUGUGGUAGCAACGUUGCUAAGUGUGUACAACAUUGUUCAGCAUUUGGCCCACUACUCACGUCCACAAUUGCAGCGUUACAUUGUGCGAAUUUUAGUUGUUGUCCCAGUUUACGCCAUUGGCUCGCUCUUGUCACUUACAUUUGUGAAUCAGGCGUUGUAUUUUGACUCGAUUCGUGACUGCUACGAAGCUUUUGUGGUCUAUUCAUUCUUAGCUCUCGUACUGAGUUUUGCCGGUGGAGAGUCCGUUUGUGUCUUGAAAAUGCAAAGUGAAUCCGAUAUUCGUCAUCCAUGGCCAUUAAAUCGGUGUUUUUAUCCGUUAGGUCGGGAUGGAAGACUACUGAGAUUAUGCAAACGCGCGACAAUCCAAUAUCAUACACUAGCGUAUCAAUUUGUGCUGGCAGUGGUGUAUAAUUUCUCGUACUCCAUGGCUCUCUAUGGUAUGUAUCUCUUUUACCUCGCAACGAGACACAUUCUACAGCCAUUUAAUCCCGUACUCAAGUUCUUUGCUGUGAAAAGCGUCGUGUUUCUCACAUUUUGGCAAAAUAGUUUUCUUGACCUUAUACCUGGAAUUACCAACGAACAAACUUUUGCAUGGAAAGAUUUUAUUUUGUGUAUCGAGAUGGUAUUAUUUGCACUUCUACACUUGUUGGCCUUUAACUCGAGUCAAUUUAAAAAAAAUUUGGAUCGGCUGCCGGAUUCAGAGGUGCUAAAUAAUAUGAAAGAGGUCUUGAGCUUAUCCGAUAUUUUGGCCGAUGCCUACCACAAUUUUAUGCCGUCCUACCGAGAGUACAUGUUACAGCGCCCUGGAGGUGAGUCUGGUGGCAGUGCUCGAAAAGGCCAGAACUCGACUGGUCUUGGUGACAUUUCUUUUUCUGAAGACAGUCCGACACUUUUAACGCAUAACAAUGCACGUGCUCCGCGAUUCGUUAUUGACGACGAGGAUGAUGACUUUGACGAAAUUGACCUCGAGUCGAAUGCAAUAGCUGUGUCAGCUGAGGAAGCAGCUACAUGUACGAAAAAAAGGUUGCAGGAGUUGAGGUUGCCAGGAUGGAACGAGGUGACUUGCAGCCACACAGAUGUCAGGAUGGCUAACCCACAGGAUGAUGACCACAACAAGACUCUAGAGAUCAAAGAUGUUGCUUGUGAUGAAAUAGAUAUCCAUCAGCAACCAGAAAUCAGUCUUAAUGUCACAGCUGUAGAAGCGUCAGGACGCCCACGAUUUGAUAACUCUCCUCGUGCUGUCACUGCUCAUGAAUGCACACAGCUUGGCGAAGAGAGUGCUACUUUAUAA
Plasmopara halstedii is the source of this 1431-nucleotide messenger RNA. Its product is annotated as Predicted seven transmembrane receptor-rhodopsin family. NCBI's taxonomy places the organism in Eukaryota, Oomycota, Peronosporomycetes, Peronosporales, Peronosporaceae. The transcript is spliced from 2 exons. Gene Ontology annotation, molecular function: transporter activity. Gene Ontology annotation, biological process: transport. Bases 1 to 1431 code for a protein of 476 amino acids. The record is from RefSeq and is a predicted model, not a curated record.